Komagataella phaffii GS115 is the source of this 1227-nucleotide messenger RNA. RefSeq lists its product as uncharacterized. The record is from RefSeq and is a predicted model, not a curated record. The transcript has a single exon. Gene Ontology annotation, molecular function: tRNA (guanine(46)-N7)-methyltransferase activity; protein binding. Bases 1 to 1227 code for a protein of 408 amino acids. Lineage: Eukaryota; Fungi; Ascomycota; Pichiomycetes; Pichiales; Pichiaceae. Gene Ontology annotation, biological process: RNA (guanine-N7)-methylation. Gene Ontology annotation, cellular component: tRNA methyltransferase complex; nucleus; cytosol.
AUGAAGCAUCCUUUCCAAUUGAUAUUGGCCAAUAGAGAAGGAUCACUACUAUUUGCGUCUACCAAGAAUGUGGUGCAAGUUUUUUCUACGGAGAAUGGGCAACUCAUUGCGAAAUGGAUAGACCCAAUAGAUACAUUUCACACCUUGAAGAAACAACAGAAAGAGAAGAUCCAAGCUUUGAAAGAAAAAACAGAAGGUCCUGUAAAGAUUCCUAAGAUUCCCGUGCCAGGAAAAGGUGCCCCUCCUAUUUUCAAUUAUAUUCGUAACAUGCAUCUGACCGGAGACGAGUCAAAAUUGAUUGUCACCACUGAUUCAGAUAAGGCCGUAGUGAUAUUGGAAUUGAACCUUGACAAUUCAGAUUUUGAAAGUAGAAUUGUUGUAUUGUCAAGACAAGCAUUUGCAAAAAGGCCAUGUGCCAUCUCUAUCAAAGAAGAUGAUUCCAGACUUGUCGUAGCUGAUAAGUUUGGCGACGUGUACGAUGUCUCACUGGAUAAGAACUUCUUAACAUUAGAACAACAAGCUCCAAAAAAGUCGAUUCUGGGACAUGUUUCAAUGUUGACCAAUGUUAUAUUUGCCAAGAAUCAUAUUAUAACUUCUGACAGAGACGAACAUAUUAGAGUUACCCAGUAUCCCAAGACCUAUAUCAUCGAACGGUACCUCUUUGGACAUUCCCAAUUUGUUUCAUGCUUGAAGCUUUGCCCAUGGAAUGAAGACAUACUGAUAUCUGGUGGUGGUGACGAUUUCAUUAAUAUUUGGAAUUGGACUACGGGGGAUCUCUUAUUUCAUUUGGACCUAACAUCGUAUGUACAGCCAUUGAUAACGGAUCGUCACCUGGCUCCUAUGAGAUUUCAAAAUAAGGAAGGCAAUUUAACAGAGACUAACGUGUCCGAAUUGCUUGUUCAUGACCACAAACUGUUUGUCUUGAUUGAAUGUACAUCUGCCGUUUUGAUAUUUGACUUCCAAUCUACUGAUAAUCUACCACUCUUACACGUCAUAAAGACACAAUCGCCGGUUGUUCACAUUUCUAUCGCCUUGUCAAAACUGUAUGUCGCUUUGGAGGACUAUACAAUUGACGGAUUUGAAAUUUUUGACACUAACACUUUUCAACCAGUCCUUGAGGAUGUAUCAAAAAAUAUAUAUUCCAACAGCACAGUGGAAUUUGAAUCUACAACCGAGCAGUAUCCUCUUUACCACGUUGCACAACUACGUAAACGUGGAGAACAUUAA